Messenger RNA from Silurus meridionalis, 2122 nucleotides. Its product is annotated as interferon-induced protein 44-like. The transcript is spliced from 9 exons. The record is from RefSeq and is a predicted model, not a curated record. NCBI's taxonomy places the organism in Eukaryota, Metazoa, Chordata, Actinopteri, Siluriformes, Siluridae. The coding region runs from base 47 to 1189 and encodes 380 amino acids.
GAUAUCAGACAGAGAAGACACACAGACAAUCACACAAGAUUCAAACAUGGGAGGAAAUGUGGUCAAACCAGAAUGUGUUACAGUUCUGGGUGAUAAAAAUGUUAGAAGUGGAGGAACAGUUACUCUUCGAUGUGAGGCAAACACAGAAUAUGUAACGGCAACGUGGGAAAAAGACGGGAGUAAAUUGUUAUAUGUGGAGGGCAAACACAAAGUGAAACCAUUAGGUAAAACAUUUACUUUGGAAAUUUCAAAUGCUGAUGAGACUGAUGAAGGGAAAUACACUUUAACCCUCAGCAAUGAUAAGGGAUCUGCAUCAUGUUCCGCUUUCAUCAGAGUCGAAAUGAAGAAAUGGAGAGAAGUGCGAUGGCAGAGUCAAGCUGAAAUGUUGAAUAAUAUCAAGACAUUUAACAUUUGUAAUGAAGUUGAAGAGCUCCACUUCCUCUUGUAUGGACCAGUUGGAGCAGGAAAAUCCAGCACCAUAAACACCAUCAAAAGCAUCUUUGAAGGACGUCUGUUUGUAAACUGCCAGGCUGCUGCAGGAUCUACUACGAGUCACACUCUCUCUUUUGAAAGUUUCAGACUUGAAGAUGAAGAAGGAUCGUUUCCUUUUGCCUUCUAUGAUGUAAUGGGUGCAGAAGCAGAAGCAAAAGCUGGUGUGAACACUCAAGACAUCAUCAGUGCUUUAAAAGGUCACAUGAAAGAGGGCUACAAGUUCAACUCUAAUGGGCCGUUGUCUGAAAAAGACGGUAGUUUUUACAAUCGAAAUCCCAGCCUGGGUGAUCAGAUGCACUGCCUGGUGAACGUCAUAGCAGCUGACAAGAUUUCACUGAUGAACAAUGAAUUUAUCAAAAAAUGGAAGACUAUCAGAGAAACAGCGACCAGUAUGGGAAUUCCUCAGGUGGUUUUCAUGACGAGAGCAGACUGUGAAUGUAAAAUAACAAAGGAGAAUUUGCAAAACAUCUACAAAAGCAAAAAGAUCCGAGAUAAAAUAAUUCAGUGCAGUAAUCUACUGGGUGUACCAGUGAACCUCGUCUUCCCUGUAGUGAACUAUCAUCAGGAGACCGACGUGAACACGGAUAUAAACUGCCUGAUGCUGGAUGCCUUCAAAAAUAUUGUUUUCUGGGCGAAUGAUUACGUGAAGAAAUGUUCCAACAAGCAAAAUUCACAUCAGCAACCCAAAAUAGAAUAAAGAAAUUUCACAGAAAAUAUGAAAAGCAGUGUAACACACAAUCUGAACAUUGUAAUGGAUAUUUAUUACUCAAAUCUAUUACCUUUUUAAUCGAGUAAAUAUGAUUUUUUUUAAAGAAAAAGAAGUUUAAUGAUACACAUAUACAGAUAUCAUUCCUGCUUUAUAUGUAGAUGUAAAAUUCAGUCCUGAAGAUUUAAAGUUUUUACAUUGUAUUUGUACAGAGUUACAGAGUUGAUUUAUUGUAGAACAUCAGGGAAACAGACUGAAGUAUCUCAUAUUCUAGAUGUUUAAUAGUGUAAUGUUGAUAUGAAGCUGCAAAAGAAGGAUUCAGAUAUUUUUCAGACAGUUUAUUAAUCGUUUUUCAUAAGACAAAACAAAAAAUCUUCAUGUUUAAAUAAAAGUAUUAAAAUCACCUAAAUGUUAGAUUUAUUUUGUUUUAAACAUAUUUUUUAAAUUAAUAGAUUUUUUGUGAAAUCAUGAAAAUGGAUAAAACAUUACAAUAAAGAGUAGAAAACACAUUUCCUGCUGCAGAUGUUACAGCAGAUGUGAUAUGAAUGAAUUAAAUUAAAUGUUUGUUUCUGCAACACUUUUGCUGAAUUAAAACAAUUCUUCAGUUGACUGAUGAACUCUCGGUUUGAGACAAAUGUGCAGACUGAAUACGAAAAUGAGCCACAACAUUGAGCCACAACCUGUUACAUGUAUAUGUGUAUAAAUUUAGACUAAUAUCAGUUUUUAGUAGUUAUUCCUCUGAAAAACUACGUUCAAAAAACAUCUUUUUAAUGUAUAUUCACUAAGAGAAAAAACCGUCAUAAAAGCUUUGGCCUCUGUUUUUACUGUAAAAACAAAGUGGACCUUUGAACAGUUUACACCAACGUGAGCUGAAAACUAAGAAUAAAGUCAGUUGAAGAAUCGGGUUUUAAUUAAAAAUAAAUG